UUUGUCACUAUCCGGAAUUUGCAGCUCACUUGAAGUCCUGCGGUAUGGCACAGGGGCAAGAGGCUGCUCCUGAGUGAGUGUAUAAUGUCCGCGACGAAAAUCGGACUAGUGCAGAUGGGACUUCAAGUGAAGAGUACAUAUUUAUUACAGGAAGAGAUGUCACAGAAGAGGAAAGUGUUAAUGGUAUGUUUAGGAAACAGUUGUCGUUCUCCGAUUGCAGAAGCUGUGUUCUGUGAUCAAUUGAAACGAAUGAAUAUGAUUGAUUUUUGGGCAGUAGAUAGUGCUGCACUUUUGCAGUAUCAUGUAGGUAAAAGUCCAGAGCCUAGGGCUAUGAGCACACUUAAAGAAAAUGGUAUCACACAAUAUGUUCAUACAGCAAGAUUGAUUCAAAAAGCAGAUUUCUAUAAAUUUGAUUGGAUAUUUGGUAUGGAUAGUGGAAUAGUUUAUGAAUUAUGUAAUAUGCAACCAGAAGAUAGUCAAGCAAAAAUUGAACUUCUUGGAAAAUAUGAUCCAACUGGAGAACUUAAUAUACGAGAUCCCUUAUUUGAUGAGGACAGUGCUGGAUUUGAAAAAGCAUUCAAACAGGCUAACAGAAGUAUAGAGGCAUUUUUAAACCAAUAUUCGGCUGUUUCAUCUAUGGAUUCGAAUUAACUAUGAUAUUACGUUAUUAUAUUACUAAAGUAUUUAAAUUAUCUGAGAUCCAAAUAGAUAGAAAACUUGUAAGUAUGAAAAACAUUUUUAUUUAAGUUUACGUCCACUUACAUACACUCCCGCUAUGUUGCGAUCAUCUCCAGAAUAUAUUAACUUUUCAAGCUUUUCUUCUAAAG
This is a messenger RNA of Megalopta genalis, 827 nucleotides long. NCBI's taxonomy places the organism in Eukaryota, Metazoa, Arthropoda, Insecta, Hymenoptera, Halictidae. The record is from RefSeq and is a predicted model, not a curated record.